Molecule: messenger RNA, 459 nt
Organism: Paramecium tetraurelia
Lineage: Eukaryota; Ciliophora; Oligohymenophorea; Peniculida; Parameciidae
Exons: 4
Source: RefSeq, a predicted model, not a curated record
AUGGCAACAACUAUUGAAUUGCUCAAGUGGUCCAAUCUCAUCUCCUCAAUCAUGUUGAUACUGAUUGGAGUCACUCAAAUCAUAUCCCUGUCUAUCCUUUUUAAGAGUUUUAGUUUUACAUUCUUCAUGUCAUUUUUCUUACCAUUUUUCUUAAUAUUAUUUGGAAUCAUGUUGUUUGCGAGUGGCUAGAAGAUGGAAUUUAUGGACAACAAUUUCAGAUUUCUGAGUUCCCUCUUAGGAAGAGGCCUAUUUAAUAUUUAUCUUGCUUCCUUGGCUGUUUAUCAGUUGGCAAAUGCAGCAAGUGACAUCAUCGGAUUCAUAAUCGGAGCAAUGCUAUUUUGCACAGGCUUUUUUUAUUUGAUUUUGCAUUUUUGUGGAAAUAAGGAGGAAUUAACAUCAUACAAGCAAUAAUUAAGUUGAUUCAAAUUCAUAUUGGUCUUUAUUUAUCAGUAUAAUUAA